Sciurus carolinensis (gray squirrel) is the source of this 5843-nucleotide messenger RNA. RefSeq names its product chromosome 9 C21orf91 homolog (gene C9H21orf91). The record is from RefSeq and is a predicted model, not a curated record. NCBI's taxonomy places the organism in Eukaryota, Metazoa, Chordata, Mammalia, Rodentia, Sciuridae. The transcript has 5 exons. Bases 147 to 1355 code for a protein of 402 amino acids.
GCCCUGCCCCCGCCUCUCCUGCGCCCCGGUCCCGGUCGUUCCGCUCCCUCGAACCCCACAUCCCGUAGCCCUUAGUGCUGCUGCGCGCCCAGUGCCUCGGAGGACCGAAAGACGGACGCGGAUCCGCGGCUGUCUGAGGGACGGGCAUGAGCCCCCAGUGCUGGAGGCCGGAUGCGGACCCGGCUCCGGAGACGCUGGGACUGACAGACCCGCGGCCGUGGCCCUCGAAGUCUUCGGGAGGAAGCCAGGGGCGAGUGGACGGGCGCUCCCGGCAGCCGGGCUCCGAUACCCCUCGCCGGCCCUGGCCCAGGCUCCGGCCCCCCUGCCGUGCCUCACCGUUCGCCGUCGGGCUUUGGGUGCGGGCGCCCGGGACGGGGCUGGACGCCUUCCCCGGGUAUUCACCUUCCCACGUGCAUUUCCCUGCCGCAGACCUUCGAUGGGAGCCUCGCUACGCCAAGGGCAGUAUGAACGAAGAGGAGCAGUUUGUAAACAUUGAUUUGGAUGAUGAUAAUAUUUGCAGUGUUUGUAAACUGGGAACAGACAAAGAAACACUCUCCUUCUGCCACAUUUGUUUUGAGCUAAAUAUUGAAGGAGUACCAAAAUCUAAUCUUUUGCACACCAAAUCAUUAAGGGGCCAUAAAGACUGCUUUGAAAAAUACCAUUUAAUUGCAAACCAGGAUUGUUCUCGAUCUAAACUUUCCAAAAGUACUUAUGAAGGAGUUAAAACUAUUUUGAGUAAGAAGAUAAACUGGAUUGUACAGUAUGCACAGAAUAAAGACCUAGAAUCAGAUUCUGAAUGUUCUAAAAACCCCCAACAUCAUCUGUUUAAUUUCAGGCAUAAAACAGAUAAAAAAUUACUCCCACAAUUUGACUCUCAAGUACCAAAAUAUUCUGCAAAAUGGAUAAGUACAGGUGCCAUCUCAAACUGUACACAAACAAUUUUGGAGCAGAGGGAAAAUACAGACUUUGGGCUUGCUAUGUUACAAGAUUCAGGUGCCACCUUAUGCCAUGACAAUGUGUUAUGGCCUCAUAGUCACAACCAGGCACAGAAAAAAGAAGAUACUCUCUCUAGUCCAGAGGCUAAUAAUGUCCAGAACCAGAGUCUACAUUACAGCAGAGAGGAACUGAAUUUGAUGACUCUUGGUGAGGUAGAGCAACUGAAUGCAAAGCUCCGGCAACAAAUCCAGGAAGUAUUUGAAGAGUUAACACAUCAAGUACAAGAAAAAGAUUCUUUAUCCUCAGAGCUCCAUGUCCGUCAUGUCGCCAUUGAACAGCUUCUCAAGAACUAUUCCAAGUUACCAUGCCUACAAGUGGGACGAACAGGAAUGAAGACACACCUACCCAUAAACAACUGAACUAAUUUUUUUUUUUUUUUUAAUCAGUCUGCCAAGAAUGCAACUUUGAAGACGUUUUAAAGAAGGUUAUGGUCCAUUUUUCUAUGGUCAUUAAAUUUGCAAAGCUUAAGGCAAAGUAUUUAACAUCUUUGUCUAAUAAAGCAGAUCAUUAUACUCUAGUCUUCUAGGAUUAGUCAUUUGGCUUCAUUUUGGGAAUCUUUUUGUCAUAAUCACUAAAAUGCCCCUCCCUAACUUUAGUCACAUGUGUCAAUUUAAAUAUACUGUUACAGUGUGAUUUUAUUGUCAAAAGAAUAGAUUAACAAACUCCAUAUAUUAUCCUGAAUUACUAAAGAUAAUUUUAAGAGGGAAAUGUAAUUCAUAAUAAUCACCUCUUAUUUAUUAUGAGCAAUAUUUUAAUACAAAAAAUUUUAUAUAUAAAAAUGCUAUUUUAGGUACCUUUUCAUUCUCUUUGUAAAUGUGUAUUUGAAUGGCUUUGUGUAUUUAUACUUUUAUGUGUACAAUAUGCUCAUCUGUAUUUCAGAUCACUUCAUUUUAUUCUCUUAAAUAUAAUGUUUUUAUAACUGUUAUCUUGCUCUCCAAAGAUAAAUGUAUUUUGGAGUAGAAAUCUAUCUAGUUGAAUUGUUUUAACUUCUAAUAACUUAGAAAUUAAUAACUUUUGAAAGCAAGUAUCCAAGUAUAUAAAAUACAUUAUUAUUUUCUAACAAAAGCAGUUCUGGGUUAGCUUAGGAAGAAAAUACUAAUCUAAAUUUUGCCUCCAUAGAAGUAAAAACCUCUUCUACUUCAUUAUUACUUUCAUUUUAAUGAUUUUGAUGUGUUAAAAUUUGGACAGUAAAUCAAGCCUCACUUCCAAAUCAAAAGUAAUAUCUUCAAUUCGAAGUGUCCUAUUUUUGGGAAAAACUUUUGUUUGCCACUUCAGAUAGUUUUAAGAAUUCUUAUACUGUCUGAAUUCUCUUAUCAAUGUCAUUGAAAUUAGUGUUCCAAGAAAGCAUUGUAAGGUGUUUUUCUAAACUUUAGAAUCUAAGAUAAUGACAACAUUACUAGACACAAGAAAAAUGAAGCUUCUAAUUCAAUAAUCCCAUGUUUAGAUUAUGUUUAUAAGCUGCCUAUGAUGUUUCCAAAGAGUUGUUAACUAAUAGAUGUUAAAACUGUCAAGCAGCCAGUUUUAAUAAUGCAUUACAGCAUAUACCAUAACCAAUGCAAAAUACCAGAGGAUUCUAAAUUCUAUUUUCAGCUGGUGCUUAGAAUGUAUUGAUGAGGUAGGUCCUUUGGUUGAAAGAAUCUGCAGAAAAGUCUAUUCACUUGGCAGCCUCACGCAUAAAGAUAUGAAUGACUUCUGCUUAAAUUUGGCAGCUUAUCCUAGGUUGGUUCAGAUGUUAGUCUUAAACACAAACAGUAUUUGAGUAAGCAAAGAUACCUUUCAAUCUCAUUGAAGGUAACUUUCUAUAAUGCUAAGAUAUAUGAAACUGGACUGAGGAUAAUAAUUGCUAAUCCCAUAGAUUUUUUUUUCAUUGAAAUAUGGCAUAACUGUCAAGCUUUUUGUAGAGAGCUUUUGAAAUAUUCUUUAAGUUUCUCUCAAUUCUUUGAGUCAUCCAAAAUGAAUUUAAAAUCCAGGGAGUAGGAAUGGAUGCAUUGCCUUAGUUUUAAUAAGCUUUAAAUUGAAUGUGUGCAAUAUGAAAAUAUCCAAAUGUAUAAAUUGACUAAAGACUUGUGCUGAUUAUGCCAAUAAGUAUUUUAGUGCUUAGUUGUUAUGGUUAUAUUUUCAAAUUUGAUUUUACUCUUUUUUGGCAUAAUUCAUUAAAAAUGUUACCAGCCAGUGUGAUUGCACAUAUUUGGGCUUCUGUUUAGAUGAUUUAGGGACAGUCAAAAAAGUUUGGAAUGUGUUGCAUUUGAUAUCAGUAGUAGCAUAUUUCCAGAAUAUGAGCCAUAUGGUGCAGUCCUAAAUGCAGUAGUGUUAUCCAAAGACAGUGUUUGCUUAUCCCUUAGAGUUUUCUGGCAAAUAUGUAGCUUUACUAAUGAGUUUGGAAUAAUUGGGUGGGAUUGUGCAUAUACUAAGGUCUUAAUUAAGGACUCCUAUUUAUUCCAUCUAGAUAGUUCUGCUUAAGCUUGUUUUCAAGGGUGCUCCUAAACUAUCUAUGGUGCUGGUAUUCACACUAGUACUUACUCAGAUGAAUUUCUAGGAAAAAAAUUUGAAGUAUUUUGCAUAGCAGUCUAUCCAAAUAUUUGGUUAACCUAUAUAUUCUCAACCUUUGUUGAUUGAAUAUGCAGUUAUUGUAAAUGGUAAAAUAAGGUUCAGGAAUGGAGUUGAAUUAAAACUUGAGAGAACAUGAAAUCACAAAUUCCAUAUUUGGCUGUUUUGUCUAAUUGUUAGUACAUUUUGAGAAAGUUUAGAAAAAAUAUAUCAAUAUGCUUCAGUUUCAAAAAUGGCAAAAAAACACUGCUAGUGACACAUUACUAACAUUUUCAGAGCUUAUAUGAUUAAGGGGAAUGAAAUAAAACUAACUUUUUUUAAUAGUAGUUUCAUAACUAGACAAGUUAAAUUGAGUUUUAGAAAAUUGGAGUCAAAUGUGGUAAUAAGGCCCUGGGUUUGAUACCCAGCAUCACAAAAAAAUAAGUAACUAACUAAACAAAGUUUUUAAAUUGUUCAAUGUUGUAAAAUUUAUUUACAUCAUCGUAUUCAUUGAUCCUAGAUUAAUAUCUAAGUUCUUUGAAAAAGGCAUACCAAUAACAGGUGAUUCAGGCAGCCAAAUGUUGUUCUAUUCCAUUAUGUAUUGUUCCAUGUACUAAUGUUGGAGCAAAGAGAUGUUCUUAGCUUUUGAAAGUACAUGUUCAUUUCACCAUAAAGUGCCCAUUUUUAUAUGAAUUUAAGGGUUAUUUUUAAAAUACAAAGUUCAUGUUGGAAAGUUAUUAAAAAUAUAUAAUUAAAAUAUAUUUUAUUGUCAUCUUGAUAGAUAUAUUGAGAUUUCUUGGUUUUGUUUUACAGUAUUUCUGCCAUUGAAAAUGGUUUAAAGUGUUUUGGAUUUUUUAAAAUAAUUGUUUACCUAGGUGUUUACACUGUUGAGACUUGUCAAUUUUUGCUAGUUUUUUUAAAGUAAGCUUUUUAGAUCUAUUUUUAUGUGUUAAUGUUUACCUAUUUGAGUUUUAUUUUGUUGCAUUUUAGAGGAAGUCUGCUUUCAUUGUUAACAUUGUAAAAUGUCAUACAAAAUGUAUAAACUCUAAAGUAGGAAUUUUAAAUUAUUUGUGUACCUUAUUAGGUUCAGAUUAGUAACUAUAAAAAUAGGUUACAUAUACGUGAAAACUUUUAAAUGGUAUAGUAUAAAAUUCUUGUAGUGUUUUAUGACUUUUGCCAAUUCAUUUAUUGACAUGUUAUUGCUUAUGCUAAAGUAAGAUAUUUGAGUAUUUUAAGUACAUAUUAAGUUUAAUACUCUAUAAAAAUUUUCAGAUACCUUCUGGUCAGAUGUGACUGUAAAGUAAAGGUAACUGAUUUGAUUUCAGUAUAUGAUUGCAUUUUUUACUUCAGAUUUGUGGAAAUGAUGGAAAUCAUUUUCACAGGUUUGAGGAAAUCUGUGGUGAAAUUAGUAAGAGAUAAAGCCCUCAACAAGUUAUUCUUGCAAAGUUAAGUGGUAAUAGGAUAAAGGAACAUUUAUUCACCAGAAUAAUAAGAUAAUGGGGAUUUGGCACAAUGGAGGAGAGGACUACAAUUCUGUGUUUGGUAUAUUGAGGCUUCAUCUUGCAUCUCCAUAUUUUCAUUUUACUUCAUCCUUUCACAUUUGCCAUUGUUGUGGUAUAGUCUGACCUAUUAAACAACUUCAGGCUGUGGUUACCUUGCUAUGAACCAUAUUAUAACAAGUUGGUACCAUUAAUUUUUUUUAACACCUAGUUUAUAACAUAUACUUUCUUUGCUGUUUUUAGUUUAAAAGAGUUCAUAUUAGAAGUACAUCUCAGUAAUUUUGAAUUUUAAGCUUACCAAAGUGCAACAAAAAAAAUCAUGGAGAUGAAUAUUACCCUUUCCCCCAAAAAAGUGUUAUUUGAACUUACCCCAACUGCACUAGAGUAUUUUAAUAGACAUUUGUUCCUUGCUUCCUUUAAACAUGUCUAAUGUUUUUUCCCCUAUCCUACUACCUCCAAAAGAGGCAAUUUAGAAAAUAUUCAGUAGUAAUUUCUAUUGAAUGCCAUUUCUACUUUUAUAAUGUGUGUAUGUGUAUAAAUCUUGCUUUAAAUCUGAGUAACAUAUACUGUGAUCAUUGGCUUAAUCUUGCUUUGAUGUAACAAAUAUAUUUUGCAAAAUUGUGCAGAGAUAUUUAGAAAAAGAAAAUGAAACUGCUGUGGUUAAGACUCAGUUUGUUUCAAAAAAAUUUAGACAUUAUUUGGUUGUUAUAUUUUCUUUGAAAAUUGCAAUAAUUUAUAUAUUUGUAUUCUGCUUUGGAACUGUAUAUAUGCUUGUCUACUAUUUUUAAUUUUACAAUAAAAUAAAUAUUUUGUUAUCUGCUA